Molecule: messenger RNA, 2125 nt
Organism: Striga asiatica
Lineage: Eukaryota; Viridiplantae; Streptophyta; Magnoliopsida; Lamiales; Orobanchaceae
Source: the annotation of a GenBank genome assembly
AUGGCGGCGCAGUGGCUCCGUCCGGCGAUAGCUUCCGGCGCAGGUGAGAUACGAGGAAUGAAUCUGAGAUCCCCAAAUGUCUCGCAAUUACACAUGAACCCUUGUUACAAUUUCGAGUUUGAAAACCCUAAUUCGGCUGGGAAUUCGCCAAUCGGGAGACUAAGAGUAGAAGAAGGAGAGAUGACAGGAAACAAAAGCCAAGAAUAUUCACCAGCCGCACUCCCAUUUUUCCACAUAUACUCGCCUCAAUCGUCUCUUUCAUCACCAACCCAUGUCGUCGGAGGAGCCAUCCCGGAAGCGCAAUUGUCAGGAGGCGACCGCAGCCUCCGCCGCCGCCGCAGUACCUCCGUGACCAUCGAAGCCGACCCAUUGGCGGCAAACUACGGCGAGAUCCCGUUGAACGAACUGCAGUCGAAGGAAAUCUCCGGGAAGAAGUGGAAGGAGGUGAAGGACCUGACCGCCCGGCUGAAGGACCAGGAGGUGCUGAUACGGGCCGCGCAGGCGAUCCGGGCCGUGGGUAAGAAGGUGGCGUUCGUGGUGGUGAGGGAGAGGGGGUUUACGGUGCAGUGCGUCUUGACUGUGGCGCAGGAUCUGGUGAGCCCGCAGAUGGUGAAGUUCGCCACUCGCCUGAAAGGUUUUAGCGUCCUUCAUCGCAGUAUUGGAAGUGUUUCUGGUUUAUUGUGUGUGGCUUAUCUGUUUUAUGUGAUUGUGGCUUCUCGUGAAGCUGGCUACUUGUUGCAUUUGCAUUUUAUAUGUGGUCUCAUGGUGGAGAUUCAAGUGAGGAAGCUUUAUUGUGUGAACAAGGCUAUUCCCACACUGCCCUUCAACAUUGAGGAUGCAGCCAGAAGUGAAGUCGAAAUAGAAAAGGCUCUUGAGGCAGGUGAGCCGCUCGUGCGUGUAAAUCAGGACACUCGUUUGAAUUAUAGAGUUCUGGACUUGCGCACCCAUGCUAAUCAGGGUAUUUUCAGAAUUAAGAGGCAAGUUCAGAAUAUAUUUAGGCAGUUCUUGCUGUCUGAAGGCUUUGUGGAGAUCCACACGCUAAAAUUAAACAAAGGAACACCUGCAUGCCUGGCACAAGCACCUCAGCUUCACAAACAAAUGUUUAUUUAUGGUGGUUUUGGCUGUGUAUUUGAGAUCGGACCAGUCUUCAGGGCAGAGGAAUCAUCCACACACUGGCAUUUGUGUGAAUUCACAGGUCUUGAUGUAGAAAUGGAGAUAAGGAGCACUAUUCAGAAUUAUGCAUCAUUUUAUCUUAGCUUCAACCUACUUUGUAGAUUGGGUUUUGUGAGAUAUGAUCUGGGAUCAUUUGUGCAGGUGAUGGAUGUUGUGGAUCGCUUAUUUGUGGCGAUGUUUGACAGUUUGAAUGAGACAUGUUCUAAGGAGCUUGAAGUUAUCAAUAGGCAAUAUCCUUUUCCGAAAUUGAAGUAUUUGCGCAAGACCUUACGGCUUACCUUUGAAGAAGGGGUGCGAAUGCUGAAGGAAGCUGGCGUUGAAAUUGAUCCCCUUGGAGAUCUCAACACAGAAUCAAAGAGAAAGCUUGGCCAGCUUGUACUUGAGAAGUAUGACACGGAGUUCUUUAUCCUUCACCGCUAUCCUUCGUAUGUAAGGCCAUUCUAUACUAUGCCGUGCGUUGAUAAUCCAAACUACAGCAACUCAUUUGAUGUUUUCAUCCGAGGUGAGGAAAUUAUAUCAGGGGCUCAGCUUGUUCACGUGCCCGAGCUUUUGACUGAGCGCGCACAGGCAUGUGGAAUUGAUGUUGAGACGAUAUCUACAUACAUUGAUUCCUUCAGGUAUGGAGCACCACUGCACGGCGGGUUUGUAGUGAGGGUGGAGCGUGUGGUGAUGCUUUUCUGGGCUCUGAUGAAUAUCAGGAAAACAAGUCUUGCGCCAUAAUUCUCGUUUUCGGUUUCUUCAACUCGCAUAUUUAGGGAUUGUAUAUAGAUUCCUUCAGGUGCAUAUAGUUAUACAAAGUUUCUAAUUCAGUUUUUUGUUAUAUUUCAUAAUGAUUGUAUAUAGAUUCUCAAAUUAUCAGUUUUUUGUUAUAUUUUAUCAGGUUUUCUGUUUGCAAUUAUAAUUUUUUGAUCUUUGCGCCAAUGGACGCUCAUACGUAAUUAUCAGUUUUUUU